AUGAAUUAACAAUAGGAAAUUAGUGCCAAAGAAAACAGUGCAGAUUUUUCUACUACACAAUAGGAGUGUCGAAAUGGUAAUGCAGCUGAACAUUAACUAUCAAAAAAAGAACAAUUCUUACUUAAAUGCAUUAAACAUUAAGACAUAAUGAUCUAUAAAAAGAGAUAUCAAAUUGGUGAUAGUGUAUUAAUAAAGACAACUAAUCAAAUUGAAUAGAUUGGGUUAAUUCAAAACUUUUAUGGUUAUCAACAAGAUGAUAAAACAAUAGUUCCUUUAGUUGAAGUUUAAUGGUAGAUUUAAGUAUUUGAUUUUUAGGUAUUGUACUUAUUAAGACCUUGCAGAUUCAAUUGAUAAAGACUCUUUUUCUGAAUGUGAAUUAUUCUUAACUGAAUAGACAACUAUCUUAUUUAUAGAUUGUAUAUAAGCAAAAUGUUUUGUAAUGAAUAUUGAUGAAUUUGAAAACACAGGAACAUAAAAUGCCUAUUUUACUAGAUCUAAAUACAACACUUUGACUAAACAAUUAGAGCCACCAAUUUCUUAAUGGAAAAAAGUUUGUAUUUGUGAAUAGCCUUAAAAUCCUGUAAAUAAUUUUAUUUAUAUAAUCAGGAUUUAUUGUAUAUCUAAUGUGAUCAAUGCAAUAAAUGGUUUCAUUUAUCUUGCAUGGGAUUAACAUAAGAAUAAGCAAAUUAAAUGGAACAAUAUAGUUGCAAAAUAUGUAAAAAAUGA
Molecule: messenger RNA, 726 nt
Organism: Paramecium pentaurelia
Lineage: Eukaryota; Ciliophora; Oligohymenophorea; Peniculida; Parameciidae
Source: the annotation of a GenBank genome assembly